GGCGCCACUGCUACCAAACCACCCGCACAAUCAGCGUAUACGCAAAGAAUAUCCAAUAAUCCAAUUGAAAAUAACAUAUUCGUGUUGAUUCGUGUACUUUACGAUAGUGUUUGAUUAAAUUGAAUAAAUUAUUUGAGAUUUCUUUCUAAGCUUAGUGCGUAGUGUUCAAAACCAUAACGUAACAAGUGUCGAAAACAGUGAAUAUGGAGGCAGGCGAAAAGAAUCCUGCUCAGUGGGCCAUAGAUCUUUUGUUAAAACCACCUCUUUAUGAAAAACCGUGGUAUAGCAGUCAUUAUGGUGAAUUGCUUCUCGGAUUUGCCGGGUUUAAUGCACCGAUGUUUAAGAAUAUAUGCACAUCAAAACCCAUGUUUGCCCAUUUUCACCACUGUAUUAUUGGUUGCGGAUUAGGCAUUAUAGCGGGAUAUGUACUAACAACAGUGAGCGAAUAUUACUAUGCUAGACGUGAUGCGAUAAUGGUAGAUUAUAUUAGACGUCAUCCAGAACGUUUUCCUGAGCCACCAAAAGUAACAUUUGGAGAAAAAUUGGAUACAUGGUGCCCAAUACGCUAGAUAUUAUAAUAUCUUUUUAAAGUGUUGCAAUGCUUGAUUGUAAUACUCGAUAAAAGAAUAAAAUGUACAGAUAACCAUUGUGUCUUAUGUGAAUAUGUUAUACUCUUACAUGGUA
Hylaeus volcanicus is the source of this 684-nucleotide messenger RNA. RefSeq names its product NADH dehydrogenase [ubiquinone] 1 subunit C2 (gene ND-B14.5B). Gene Ontology annotation, biological process: mitochondrial electron transport, NADH to ubiquinone. Gene Ontology annotation, cellular component: mitochondrial inner membrane. The transcript has 3 exons. NCBI's taxonomy places the organism in Eukaryota, Metazoa, Arthropoda, Insecta, Hymenoptera, Colletidae. Bases 204 to 569 code for a protein of 121 amino acids. The record is from RefSeq and is a predicted model, not a curated record.